CUUCCUUGUUCUCGCUUUUGUACUCGCCAGUCUUUGACGGAACCAUCUCCCAGAAGCAAUUUAGAGUGACUGGUAAAACGAAAUAUACCCAAAGCUCGCAGCAACAAAAAAGGAUGCAAUUCUUUCUGGCCAGCUUCCUGCUUCUGCCCUUUCUGCUCGUCUGCAUCGUAGAGUCUCUCCUGAAGCUUUUUAUUCCUAAGAAGAGAAAAUCAGUCACGGGAGAGAUCGUCCUGAUUACCGGAGCUGGACACGGAAUUGGCAGGCAGACUGCCUACGAAUUUGCCAAACUUAAGUGCAAGCUGGUCUUGUGGGAUAUAAAUAAGCAUGGACUUGAGGAAACAGCCACCGAAUGCAAGAGACUGGGUGCGAAGGUUCAUACCUUUGUGGUAGACUGCAGUAACCGAGAAGAUAUUUACAGCUCUGCGAAGAAGGUGAAGGCAGAAGUUGGAGAUGUUAGUAUUUUAGUAAAUAACGCUGGUGUAGUCUACACAUCAGACUUGUCUGCUACACAAGACCCUCAGAUUGAAAAGACUUUUGAAGUUAAUGUCCUUGCACAUUUCUGGACUACAAAGGCAUUUCUUCCUGAGAUGAUGAAGAAUAAUCAUGGCCACAUUGUCACUGUGGCUUCAGCAGCUGGGCAUAUUGGGGUCCCCUUCUUACUGGCUUACUGUUCAAGCAAGUUUGCUGCUGUUGGAUUUCAUAAAGCUCUGACUGAAGAAUUGAGUGCCUUAGAAAGAACCGGAGUCAAAACAACAUGUCUCUGCCCUAAUUUUAUAAACACUGGCUUCAUCAAAAACCCAAGUACCAGUUUGGGACCCACCCUGGAACCUGAGGAAGUGGUAAACAAGCUGAUAGAUGGGAUCCUAACUGAGCAGAAAAUGAUCUUUGUUCCAUCUUCUCUCAACUUUUUAACAUUGAUGGAAAAGGUCCUUCCUGAGCGUUUCAAGGCAAUUUUAAAACGAAAGAUUGAUAUUAGGUUUGAUGCAGUUAUUGGAUAUAAAAUGAAAGGAAAAUGAGUGCUUAAGUUUCUUAAAAACUGAUUUACCAGGUUUAGGUUGAUUUCAUCUAAUUUUAGUCAGAAUUUUAAUGUUUUUAAAAGUAUCUGCUUUUCCUAAUUAACUUUUUUUCCUUCAGUAUCACCUUUUGAGGCUCUGUCAGGUCCUAAUUUCAUAUAAUACAGAGAAAUAUAUUAGGAACUGAUUUUGUGGGGAAAUGGAGAAAAAGAGAAACAGUUUUGUAUUAAUUUCUAAGAUUUUGUGACUCAUUGAAAGCUUUGCAAGGUAUGUAAUGUGAAUAUUUAAGAUACAUUUUUAUUUUCAUCCAACUUUUAUAUAAUUCACAUUCCUUUUUCUAUUCUACAUAAGAAACAGAAAUUUCAAGCUUGCUAAAUGUAAUGAAGGACUGUACCUAGUGGCAUUUCAUAGUGUCACGUGAGUGUAUGUUCCUCGGCUCUUUGUCUCAUCACAACAAAGAUUUGGCACGACGGACAUUAAAGCCCUCGGCACGUCACAGCUCUCGGGUCUUGGACAAACCGUGUUAUAGCUCUUAGGCAAAUCAGUGUUACAGCUCUAUUUUAUUUGAAAGAUAGCAGGAGAAUCCAUCCUCGAAGCGUGAGGGCAUGUCAACUCAAAGAUUUGAAGGGAAGAGAGUGGAGGAGCGCGUGGGAGAGGGGGAGAGAGAGAGAAAGAGCACACACAUGCAGGAGAGGAAGAGAGAGAGAGAGAGAGAGAGCGCGCUUUGGCUCCUCCUUUUAUGUUUUUCCCUCCACCUGGGCCUGCCGUAUGCAAAGUGGGCUUAGCCAGGAGUCCUGUUUGUUCUACCUGAAGUCUUCACUCUGGUCCUCGGACCUUCCUUUGACCUUCCUUGUUUUUUUAGCCACCACCAUUUUGGACUCCUUUUCCCUGUUCUACCACCUAACAAUAGUGAAUUUCAUGUGAUGUAAGAAAUACUGCCCAAACAUUUCAUCCUACACCUUACUACUCUGUUUUCUGAGAAAUACCUCAUAUUCCCAUGUCAAACAUUUCAGCACAGGGAAAAUGGAGAUAAAUAUGUGUUGCAAGUAUAAAAGCAUCAUUGGGAUUUGAGACAAAGAAUUGGGAAAAUGUACCCAUAAGUG
Messenger RNA from Budorcas taxicolor (takin), 2116 nucleotides. It is a transcript of the gene HSD17B11, whose product is annotated as hydroxysteroid 17-beta dehydrogenase 11. The transcript has 7 exons. The record is from RefSeq and is a predicted model, not a curated record. Gene Ontology annotation, cellular component: lipid droplet. The coding region runs from base 114 to 1016 and encodes 300 amino acids. Gene Ontology annotation, molecular function: oxidoreductase activity, acting on the CH-OH group of donors, NAD or NADP as acceptor. NCBI's taxonomy places the organism in Eukaryota, Metazoa, Chordata, Mammalia, Artiodactyla, Bovidae.